Molecule: messenger RNA, 633 nt
Organism: Fundulus heteroclitus (mummichog)
Lineage: Eukaryota; Metazoa; Chordata; Actinopteri; Cyprinodontiformes; Fundulidae
Gene: sdhaf4
Product: succinate dehydrogenase complex assembly factor 4
Exons: 3
Coding region: 127-429 (100 amino acids)
Biological process (GO): mitochondrial respiratory chain complex II assembly
Cellular component (GO): mitochondrion
Source: RefSeq, a predicted model, not a curated record
GAUGACCGGGCGGCUAUACGUAGAAAUCGCGCUCCGACACAAACACAACAGUUGUGUAAGAGUCCUCCGAGCAGUCUCACUGGAAGGUUGGUUGUGGUUCGGUUCGGUUCGGUUCUGUCGUCUAACAUGUCAUUCCUGAGGUUAUGCGUGUCAGCGAGUACACGGCUCGUGUCUCGGACCGCGGCGGUGGACUCAGUGUUUCCAGGCUCUGCGCGGUCAGCCAGCGGAGCCCUGAAGGACCAGGAGCCGCUGAGGAAGCCCAAAACCCCGCAGGGCCGGUUUGACCUUCCGGAGGAGAAGAACAAAGAUGUUCUAGAGAAGUUUCCUGACAACAUAAACCCUGUAACCAAGGAGAAAGGUGGUCCUCGGGGUCCAGAGCCCACCAGAUAUGGAGACUGGGAGAGGAAGGGCCGCUGUGUGGACUUCUAGUGAAGUCCUGCUUUUUUCCCACAUGGCGUGUGAUCCUGUGCAGCGGCGUCAGAGAAGACACUGAUUAUCGCAUCAGAAGAUGAGACUGAGACAGUGUGUAGCUGUGUAAAUAUUUACUGUAUAUGUGUACAUUCAGAAGAGUGAACUAACAUGAGGAAACUGGUGUCCCACAUGUAACUAAAGGAUGAUUCUGUCCAAACUUCA